CCUCCUUUCACCUGAAUGUCCAGGCCCUUCCCACUUUGCUAUAUAACCAGGGAGUCCCGAUGGUGUUUUGUACUGCAGAUCAUCUCCAGUUGUUCUUGCUGGUUCCGAUCCAAACUCUCCAAGAUGUCUCUCUCCUCCAGAUCCUAUGGCCAGAGGUCCACUGGUCAGAAGACCAUGAGUGUCUACGGCGGAGCAGGAGGUUCUGGCACCCGCAUCUCCGUAGGCCAGAUUGACUACUUGUCCCGUUCAGGAGCCAUCAACACCAGUAAUCUCGAUCUCCACGUUGAUGCCAACGAGAAGGCCACGCUUCAGAACCUGAACGACCGUCUGGCCUCCUACCUGGAGAAGGUGCACAAGCUGGAGAAGGAGAACGAACGGCUGGAAAAGCAGAUUGCAGAGUGGUACACAAGCAAAACUGUGAUCAGCCAUGAUUACAGUGCCUACAUGGCCACCAUCGAAGAUCUGCAGAACAAGAUCCGACAUGCCACCACACUCAACGCUAGGACCAACUUGGAGAUUGAAGGUUCAGAACUGGCUGCUGAUGACUUUAAAAUGAAAUAUGAGACCGAGCUCAGCAUGAGGCAGGCUGUAGAAGGCGACAUCGCUGGACUGAAGCGAGUUGUGGAUGAUCUCACUCUGUGCAAAAUGGAUCUGGAGAGUCAGCAGGAGACUCUGAAGGAGGAGCUCAUCAUGCUGAAGAGGAACCAUGAGGAGGACAUUUCUCUGCUGAGGAAGCAGAUGAGCGGCCAGGUUAACGUGGAGGUCGACGCUCCUUCUCCAGUAGAUCUGAGCCAGAUCAUGACGGAGAUCAGGGAGCACUACGAGGCUCUUAUCACCAAGAACCGCAAGGAACUUGAGAUGUGGUACCACAAAAAAAUGACUUCAGAGGGGAAGGUUGUAGAAGAACAAACAACCAGUCUGGAGGGAUUCCGCUUGGAGAUGAAAGACCUGAAGAUCACCAUGCAGAGGCUUCAGAUUGAACUGGAGUCCAAUUUCAGUAUGAAAUCAUCUCUCGAGGCAUCUCUGCAAGAGACUCAGCAACGCUACGCUGCCCAGCUGGCAGGUUUCCAGGUUGUGGUCACGGGCCUGGAAACUCAGAUAUCAGAUGUAAAUGCUGCGUUAGAGGAGAAGAGACAGAUGUACAGCACUCUUCUGGACCUCACAACCCGUCUGGAGGCAGAGAUUGUAGAGUACAGGAGGCUGCUUGAUGGGGAGGACAACAGCAGCUCUAAACAAGUGAUAACAAAGACCACCACUGUGCAGGAGACAUAUGUGGAUGGAAAAUAGGUCGACUCCUCCAAGACUUGAUGCGGAUGUGGAUCAGAUCAA
Xiphophorus couchianus (Monterrey platyfish) is the source of this 1329-nucleotide messenger RNA. RefSeq names its product keratin, type I cytoskeletal 50 kDa-like. Lineage: Eukaryota; Metazoa; Chordata; Actinopteri; Cyprinodontiformes; Poeciliidae. Gene Ontology annotation, molecular function: structural molecule activity. Gene Ontology annotation, cellular component: cytoskeleton. The coding region runs from base 16 to 1287 and encodes 423 amino acids. The transcript is spliced from 8 exons. The record is from RefSeq and is a predicted model, not a curated record.